CACCCAUCAGUUUUCAAAGUUGGCAUGCACAAGAUGGCUGACAGAUGACCUUCUUGAUAGUUUGUCCAGACUUGUCAACAACUCAUCAAAUGACUGUAUGUCGCUUGUGUUGUCUGAAUACAACAAAAGAUGUAUGACAAACUAUGUUUCUACUGCACUAAACGGCAGAAGUAGCAUUCGCUUGCUUUUCUUCAUUGUAAAUGUCAGCAUUGAUCCACUGUCUGGCACUGCUUUUGCUUCUAACAAAAUCCUUGGAGGCAAUCACUGGACUGUGCUUGUUACAGACGUAUCAACCAACUUGUCCUACUAUGGCGAUUCCCUUGGCUAUCCAGUGCCCCCCAACCUCCUUUUGGAAUGUAAGCAGACAUUCUCUGAACUGCAAAAAAUAUUGGGAGAGCAGAUUGCAAUACCUCAAAGCAUCUUCAACUUGCACAGGCCCACUUUUGACAGAAAUGGCAAACAUGCUUGCUCCCGCGAAUGCUGCAAUUACCCAGUGCAAACAGAUUCAUCAUCUUGUGGUGUGAUUGCAUUCAUGUUCGUUGCUACUGUGUCAUUUGGUCCACAUGAAGUUUGGCCGUAUGUUCGCCUUCCACAAAUUCAAUGCCAUCCUCUAAAAUCUUUACUUUGUAUUUACCACCAGCCAAGUGCAUAUGCUCAUUACCUACGGACUGUCUUGGCAGUUUGGUUAGUCAGAGGCAAGAUUGACAUUCAAAAUGUUGUCAGCAGUUUAGCGUUUGACAACAAGAAGACACUUCCUAAGCCUUUGCAGGAAAACAGAAACAGCCGAUUACUCAGCCUUAGCUUGAAAAAGAAGCAGGUGAGCUCUGAUGUAUUGGGACUUCUUCAGGCUGCAGCAACAGCAACUAACCAUCCAAAACUAGAUGUGCCUGGCAGACUGUCAAUCACACAUUCACAUGUCAGGGACAGUGAUAAGACAGAAGCCUACCAAUCUGCAACGGGUCUCUUGUCUAAAGAACCAAACAACCAAGAUAGUAUGUUGUGUGAUAAAAUCACACCUGUUGAAAGCCCUCUGCAAAGCCCCCUUCCUAGCAACAUCAUUAGCGUUAGUGACCAAGCCAGGCUGAAAACAAACCCACCAACAGAAGUGAACCUUGGUUUACCUCAGGAUGUAGCUUACCUAUUCCCUGCAAACUACAGCUACCUUGUUGUUGAGCACAGCAAGAAAGAGCAAGAUGCUUUCUUGGGAGCAGAGUCCUACAACUUUACACUAACAGUAUGGACAAAUGCAAACACUCCUCAAGCAGCAGUGCAAUGGAUAGAAGACUUUGAAAAAAUCUCAAAAACAACAUACAGAGUAACAAGAGGAGUCAAACCAUCAGGUCAAAGAGUUCUGUUUAAAACAGUGCGACACUGUCACCACCAGCAAAAGAAACUAACUAAAACCCAAGAGAAAAUGAAGUCCCAAAUUCCACCAUCAUGUAUGUUCAAGAGCACCAGAAUGAAGAAAACAAAGUGUCCAAGUACCUUGAGAGUGCGAGUCUAUUCUAGCCUAGCCUUGGCUAUUGCCAACCAUCCUAGCAAAGCAUGUCUGAUUGACAUGCAGUAUAGCCACAACCAUCCUGUAAAUAGUGCACAUGCACUUAGUUGCAGGCCUGUUGCUAAUUGCGCCAAAGAGGAGUACAACAAUUUGUUUGAGUCAGGAUACUCAGCAGCCAGAGCUCGACAUGAAUAUGUUAACAGACUACAGCUAAAAUUUGGCACUUCAGAUGUUGAAGUUGCACUUGCUGAUCGGUCCAUCAACCCCAACUGCCAGGAUGUCCAACGCUUGUUUCAAAAAUGGAGACAGAAGUGUGUUGGCCCUGAAAAUGGCAAAUUAAUGUUUGAGCGUCUAUUGCUAGAAGUAAACCAAUUUAAUGAAGCCCAUAGCUCAGAAAACGGCAGAGCGUUUCUUCAACUUUAUCAGUCAGCUGAGGAGACCAAAGAAGCAAUGGCUCCUGAACAUCCACCAAAAGUUAAAAAAGUCACUCACAAUGUUCCAUUCCUUUUAGCAGUUGUCACACCCUUAAUGGCGAGAGCUCACAAACUAUUGUACCAAAGCAGUGAAAUGGUCUACUGCGAUUCUACAGCCAGCUUAGACAACUUAAACACUGCAGUGUUUGUACUCAGCUGCAGCACUGUUGCAGGAGCUGUACCGUUAGGGUGUGUGAUGGCUUCAAGUGAAGAUGUAGAGACUCUUACAGCUGCAUUUAAAGCACUUGUCAGCAUCCUACCUGACUAUGCCUUUUUUGGAAGAGGCAAAAUUGCAGGGCCGUUAACAAUUUUAACUGAUGACUCUGCAAGUGAACGAAGAGCACUCCAGAUAGUAUGGCCAAAAGCACAACUGCAUCUUUGUGUGUUCCAUUUCCUCCAAAGCAUGUGGCGUUGGCUGUGGAGUGAUAAGUCCAGGGUAACAGGAAACGACAGGGUAACUUGUAUGCUGCUCACAAAGUGCCUUCUGUACUCAUCUUCAGAGCAAGCCCUAAUGAAUGUAAAAGCUGAAAUUGAAAGCAGUCAAUUUCCUGUUUUCAAAAAACGGAUAGACAGUUACUGGCAGCGAAAAGAAGAAUGGGCUUUAUGCUUCCGGACACAAUUCCCAACACGAGGAAACUACACGAAUAAUUAUUCUGAAGCAAGCAUAAGAAUAAUCAAAGAUAUCCUGUUUCAAAGGCAGAAGGCCUGGAAUGCUGUACAGUUAUUCCAAAUGGUGCAUAUAACAAUGGAGUUGUAUUAUCAGCGCCGCUUACUUUCACUGGCAAGUAACAGACUUGAUCACUUCGUGUCAUUAAAAUAUACAUUAGCUGGUGUGAAGCUUGGUAGCACUUCCUUCGAUGAUGUAACAGCCACAGAAGAAGACCCUGAUGUAUACAUGGUUAGAAGCCACACAGAUCCACACAACCACUGGAUAGUAGACUUGCAACUAGGGGAAUGCUCUUGCCCGGUAGGAUACAAUGGAACACCAUGUAAACACCAGCUCGUUGCAGCAACAAAAUACAUGAAGUCCACCAUCAACAAGAUUCCAACUGAUUCCCCAAAAGGACGCCAGCUCCUUGCAGGCAUAGCUCUUGGAAAAGAUUGCCAACCCAUUAGCUUCUACAGCAGUCUUCACCAAAAGUCAGAUGAAGAGUACUUGCAGUCCCUCUCUGUUGAUAUUCAAUGGCAUAAUGAAGACAUACGGCAUUCUUUCAAAGAAUCAGCCAUGCUGGAUGAUGAUCUGUUCCAACAGAAAAGGCAGAAAACAACCAUGACGGAGACUGAAAUACCCAGUAGUGGUGAAGACAAGAAUCAGACAAUCGAGAGAGUCAAAACAAGUCUCAAUGAAGUCAUGGUUGACCUAGAAAUUGGAUUUGCCCCCAACAUGACAAAUAAUGAUGGGUAUCUGAUAGCUGUUAAAAAGUUUUGUGAAAACUACUGGAAAUGUCGAGGAAAAUUAACACAUCCACCGACCAAGCAGCAGCGGUUGGUUUCAGCAUUACACACUUUUGGCAGUCACACAGGUAUAACAAAGCACAGGCAAAGAAUUCGGGUGCAGCCUACAGCCCUCAGCAGACGAAAACAUGUAAAAAAUUCAAGCUCUGUUCCUGCAAAAGCUGGCCGCCCCAGUGUGUUUAAUAGUAGGAGAGCAACUCGCACAACUCCUUCUGUCAGUAGGUAUGUGAUGCCGAAGCGUAUACAAAAAAUAAAGAGACAGCACAGUCUGUCCGUCAGUAUUCAGAAGAACAGCAAAAAUGCUUGA
Messenger RNA from Corticium candelabrum, 3733 nucleotides. RefSeq lists its product as uncharacterized. The record is from RefSeq and is a predicted model, not a curated record. Gene Ontology annotation, molecular function: zinc ion binding. Lineage: Eukaryota; Metazoa; Porifera; Homoscleromorpha; Homosclerophorida; Plakinidae. Bases 98 to 3733 code for a protein of 1211 amino acids. The transcript has a single exon.